Molecule: messenger RNA, 2832 nt
Organism: Antrostomus carolinensis (chuck-will's-widow)
Lineage: Eukaryota; Metazoa; Chordata; Aves; Caprimulgiformes; Caprimulgidae
Product: cytoplasmic dynein 2 heavy chain 1
Exons: 20
Biological process (GO): microtubule-based movement
Cellular component (GO): axonemal dynein complex
Molecular function (GO): dynein light intermediate chain binding; dynein intermediate chain binding
Source: RefSeq, a predicted model, not a curated record
CUGACCCGCUUCCUGGACGACGGCAAUGAGUUCCUCCUGGUUGUGCAGCGCUCGGGCACCCAGCUCACCGCCUCCAACAAGAUUGAAGCUACUGAUUCAAAGAACAAUGUGUUGGUGUUCUUUAAGCUGCGACCUGAUGUAAUUACAGAAGAUAAUCUUCAUAGUAAUAUUCUUGUGUCGUCUAUGCUAGAUUCACCAAUUAACACCCUUUAUCAAGCUGUACGACAAGUUUUUGCACCUGUGUUACUGAAAGAUGAGAGAUGGAGUAAAACAUUUGAUCCCAAACUCCAGAAACUUUUAAGUGAGCUUGAAGCUGGCUUGAGUACAGUUCUCAGAAGAUCAGAUCCUAACUACACAGGAACAAAAUUCAGUGAAGAUGAUGUGCGAGCUAUACUUACACCAACAGAUGAAUUUCAGUUCUGGAUAGAAUGUGCUCAUCAUGGAAAUAAAUGGUGUACUAAAGAGAGAGCUUCUCAUUUUAAAGACCUAUUUGAGGACAUUGCAAAAGAUUAUUACAACUUGGAUAGUCUCUCAUUAUUUGAAGUCGUGGAUUUGGUGGAGGCUACCAAGGAUACUGUUGAUACUGUGUGGAGACAAACAGAACAUGAUCCUUAUCCACAGCCACGCAUGCAUAACCUCUUGGAUGUAAUAGGUGGCUCGCUAGGUAGAUAUGUUCAGAGAAAAUUAGCAGCUUUGAAUUUGUGGGAGGAUACUUUCUACAGUGUUAAAGAAAAUCUAAAGGCUGGCAUCUUGAUCUGUGAGCAGUGGGUCUCAGCUUGUGAGUACCUAACUGGACAACUGUGGCAGCGUUAUACUCUACAUCCAUGGAAAAAUGAGAAAUAUUUCCCUGAAUUGUUAGCCAAACUUGGCAAGCGCCUUGAUGAGGUGCUAACUGUUAGAACACUGUAUGAAAAACUUAGGUUAUUUUUGCCCGCUGGAGAACAAAACUCUUUAUAUCUCGCCCAAGUGUUCGAACCCUUUGCUGGCCUAAAUCCCGUACAUUAUAAUCCUUACACAGAGCCAUUAUGGAAAGCAGCAGUCUCUCAGUAUGAAAAAAUUAUUGCACCAGCAGAACAAAAAAUAGCAAGCAAAUUGAAGAAACUUAUUUCAGAAAUUCAGGACAGUCCUCAGCAGCUUCUUCAAACAUUUCAGAAAUAUAAGGAACUGAUAAAGCAUUCAAAUAUAAGCAAAGAAUUGCUUUUUGAAAGGGAAACAUUGCUAGCAAGACUUCAAGAUUAUGUCAAAGACUAUCAGAUAGACUUUGAAACUCGAUACCAUGGUGUUCCUGGUGAUGUUUCUGGACCACUGUCAGGCAAAAACCUUUCUGAAGUUGUCAAUAAUAUCGUAUGGGUACAGCAGCUGGAGCUGAAGGUGGAUGAUGCUAUCAAACUGGCAGAGGCUCUUCUGUCUGACUUACCUGGAUUUCAAACUUUUCAUCAAAGUGCAGAUUCUUUUCUGGAACAGUUGAAAGUCUAUGAACAAGAACAAUUUGAUGAUUGGUCUAAGAACAUCCAGUCAGAAUUAUCAAAUCCCAAGUCAGGACUUUGCAUCCAGGCUAAUAGUCCUGUAAUGGAGUUGGAUCACGUUUCUGGAACAUUAAAUAUACUUUAUUCAGAUUGUUUGGUGACUCUCCUAAGAGAAGUACGUCAGCUGUCAGCACUUGGUUUUGCUAUACCAGCUAAAAUACAGCAAGCUGCAAACACUGCACAGAAGUUCUGUAAGCAGGCGGUCAUCCUCAAACAGGUGGCACAUUUUUAUAAUUCUAUUGAUCAACAAAUGAUUGAGAGUCAGAAGCCAAUGAUGUUACAGUCUGCUCUAGCAUUUGAACAGAUAAUUAAGCAUUCAAAGUCUGGUCCUGGAGGAAAAGCUCAAAUAACAUGGGAUAAUCCUAGAGAAUUGGAAGUUUAUAUCCAAAAACUCCAAGCUGCUGCUGAACGGCUUUCCACUGAAAAUAGAAAACUAAGGAAGUGGCACACAAACUUCAUUGAAAAGGUUAUAUCUCUCAUGAAUAUUGAUCUACUUCGGCAGCAGCAGCGUUGGAAAGAUGGACUUCAGGAGCUCAGAACUGGUUUUGCCAGCCUCGAGUCACAGGGUUUCAAAUCAUGUGAUAUGAAAGCAUGGAGACAGCACUGGAAUCAUCAACUUUACAAAGCUCUGGAGCAUCAGUAUCAAAUGGGCUUAGAAGCACUCAAUGAGAAUUUACCAGAAAUAAAUAUUGAUCUAACGUUCAAGCAAGGCCGGUUGCAAUUCCGACCUCCUUUUGAAGAAGUACGAGCUAGAUAUUACAGAGAAAUGAAGAGAUUUAUCUCCAUUCCAAAUCAGUUUAGGGGAGUAAGUGAAGCAGAGGAAGAGUCUAUAUUCACUGUUAUGACUGAAAGAAAUGCAAGUGGAUUUCUGACUGCUUUCAGUAAAGCAGAGGAUUUGUUCAGAAGGCUGACAGAUGUUUCUAAUCAAUUCAAGGAUUGGAUCGUAAUUGGCCAAGUAGAUAUGGAAACUCUGGUGAAGACACAUCUUUCUAGCAAACAGGACUGGGAAAAAAACUUUAAAGCAUUAAAAGUGAGAGGGAAAGAAGCAGAACGUCUUCCAAGCACCAUCAGGAUAGAUUGUUUAACUGUUAAUUGCAACCCUGUGAAAACUAUAAUAGAUGAUUUAAUCCAGAAGUUGUAUGAUGUUCUUGUCAUUUCUUUGAGAAAAUCUAUUCAAGCUCAUCUAUGUGAUGUUUCUUCAUUUCUCACUGAUGCCAUGGAGACAUUAGUGUAUAGGCCCCAGACUGUAGAGGAAAUAGCAGAAGACAAUUUAAAAUAUUUAAACCUACGUGAACGAAAAGAAGGG